CACCUGACCCAGGUCCUCAGGCCGCCUCUAGUCACCUUAGGGAACCAGGCUUUGGGGUUCUCUGAUGGAGCGGACCUAUUAGCAUCAUCUUUUAAUUUCAGAGGGCGAGGGUCUGAGAAUUAGUGCUUCACGGGAAUUAUUUCACUGACACCUGUUGGUAGGGAGCUUUAUAAAGUAUCUUCCUAAGACUAUAUUUGUUUUAAGUGGAAAACUGUAGGGUUUUUGUUUGUUUACAAUUAGUGAAAGCUUUUAUUUUAAUUUAAUCAUCCCUUCACUUCCUGUUAGGGUGAACUUUAAAAAAAAAAAAAACAGAAUGGGUACUUCUUGACUUGAACUGGACAAUAUGACUCAGGAGCCAGGAAAUGCAGAGAAAUUGAUAAGGCAAGAGAAGUUGUAGUUCCUCCCAAGCCCACAUAAGACUUAUUUUGGAAGACUGGGGAUAGGAGAAAUAGUGGCAGGGUCUACGAGAACCACGCUGUGCGCGCGACUGGGAAUUCUCUGGGUUUCUCGACUCCGUGGACACCAGCUGAGGCAAAAUGAAGGACCGGCUAGCGGAACUCCUGGAGCUGUCCAAGCACUAUGACCAGCAGUUCCCCGACGGGGACGAUACCUUGGACUCACCCCACGAGGACAUCGUGUUCGAGACAGACCACAUCCUGGAGUCCUUGUACCGAGACAUCCAGGACAUUCAGGAUGAGAACCAGCUGCUCAUGGUCGACGUGAAGCGGCUGGGCAAGCAGAAUGUCCGCUUCCUCACGUCCAUGAGGCGCCUCAGCAGCAUCAAGCGCGACACCAACUCCAUCGCCAAGGCCAUCAAGGCCCGCGGCGAGGGCAUCCACCGCAAGCUGCGCGCGCUGAAGGAGCUGAGCGAGGCGGCCGAGGCCCAGCACGGCGAGAACUCGGCCGUGGCGCGCAUCGCGCAGGCGCAGUACCGCGCGCUCACCCGCGCCUUCCAGAGCGCCAUGCACGAGUACAACCAGGCCGAGAUGAAGCAGCGCGACAACUGCAAGAUCCGCAUCCAGCGCCAGCUGGAGAUCAUGGGCAAGGACGUCUCGGGCGACCAGAUCGAGGACAUGUUCGAGCAGGGCAAGUGGGACGUGUUCUCCGAGAACCUGCUGGCUGACGUGAAGGGUGCGCGGGCGGCGCUCAACGAGAUCGAGAGUCGACACCGCGAGCUGCUGCGCCUGGAGGGCCGCAUCCGUGACGUGCACGAGCUCUUCCUGCAGAUGGCGUUGCUGGUGGAGCAGCAGGCGGACACCCUGAACGUCAUCGAGCUCAACGUGCAGAAGACCAUCGACUACACCGGCCAGGCCAAGGCGCAGGUGCGCAAGGCCGUGGAGUAUAAGAAGAAGAACCCCUGCCGGACCAUCUGCUGCUGCUGCUGUCCGUGCCUCAGUUAGCCAGCUGGCCAGAGUCCACCGCGCAUCCAGUAGGAACCGUCCUGCCACUGGCCAGGUCCUCUGCACAACAGCGAGCUGGCCCUGCCCCUCAUGGAAGCAACUCAGUCUUUAGAGAAAGAAGAAACCCGAAGUUCAAGAACUCCAACUCAGCUCGUGCUUGGGAAGAUGGUUGAUACCGUCUGAUGGUUUUUCAGUAAAGACAGAUUUCUUCUGAAACGGUAUGAGGUCCUUAUGUGAUGACAGC
Tupaia belangeri chinensis (Chinese tree shrew) is the source of this 1644-nucleotide messenger RNA. It is a transcript of the gene STX11, whose product is annotated as syntaxin 11. Lineage: Eukaryota; Metazoa; Chordata; Mammalia; Scandentia; Tupaiidae. The coding region runs from base 537 to 1400 and encodes 287 amino acids. Gene Ontology annotation, cellular component: presynaptic active zone membrane; endomembrane system; plasma membrane. Gene Ontology annotation, molecular function: SNAP receptor activity; SNARE binding. Gene Ontology annotation, biological process: synaptic vesicle fusion to presynaptic active zone membrane; intracellular protein transport; exocytosis. The record is from RefSeq and is a predicted model, not a curated record. The transcript has 2 exons.